Rhinolophus ferrumequinum (greater horseshoe bat) is the source of this 7804-nucleotide messenger RNA. It is a transcript of the gene CACNA1C, whose product is annotated as calcium voltage-gated channel subunit alpha1 C. Gene Ontology annotation, molecular function: high voltage-gated calcium channel activity. The transcript has 50 exons. The coding region runs from base 632 to 7273 and encodes 2213 amino acids. Gene Ontology annotation, cellular component: membrane; voltage-gated calcium channel complex. NCBI's taxonomy places the organism in Eukaryota, Metazoa, Chordata, Mammalia, Chiroptera, Rhinolophidae. Gene Ontology annotation, biological process: calcium ion import across plasma membrane. The record is from RefSeq and is a predicted model, not a curated record.
UGGGCUGGAGGCGGUGAGCGCGGCGCUCUCGCGCGCCCCGUGUCUCCCUCUCGCUGCCUCUGCAGAAACAGCUCCUGCCAGAACGGCGCUCGGCGCGGCGCGGCCCGAAGCGGCGGCGCCUCUUCCUGCCUCCGCGCCUCCGGAGUUGCUGGAGCUUCUUGACAGAGAAGAGCCGAGCCGGGGCCUCGGGAGGACUGGCCAGGAGAGGCGGAGACGGCUCAGCCCUUGCUGGCCCGGGCGGCCCCUGUCUCCCCGUCUCGGCUCCAUCGCUCCCCUUGCCCCUCCUUUCCGCCUCUUCUCUCGCUGCCUCUCUCGGUUUAUUUUUUCAAACCGUGUAGCCGCCAGAGGUGCGGUGCUAAAUUCUUGGAAGGGGCCCGGAUGUACUGAGGAUGCAUUACAAUUUCACUCAAGGAGGCAGUAGUGGAAAGGAUCAGUUUUUGGUGUUUGAUGCAAUAAUGGGAAUCAGGUAAUCAUCAGAAGGGAAGAAGAAAUACCGCAGAUCCACGGCUUCCUUGAAUUUUGCACGAAAUCCGCCGACCUCGGAGGAGGGAUUAAUCCAGACCCGCUGGGGGGUGUUUUGACAUUUCUUCCUCUUUGUCGCUUCUUCUCCUUUUAAAACAAUUUUUGGUCAAUGGUCAAUGAAAACACGAGGAUGUAUAUCCCAGAGGAAAACCACCAAGGUUCCAGCUAUGGGAGCCCACGCCCGGCGCACGCCAACGUGAAUGCCAACGCGGCGGCAGGGCUUGCCCCCGAGCACAUCCCCAGCCCGGGGGCGGCCCUGUCCUGGCAGGCAGCCAUCGAUGCGGCGCGACAAGCCAAGCUGAUGGGCAGCGCUGGCAAUGCCACCAUCUCCACCAUCAGCUCCACACAGCGGAAGCGGCCGCAGUAUGGGAAACCCAAGAAGCAGGGCAGCACGACCGCCACGCGCCCGCCUCGCGCCCUGCUCUGCCUGACGCUCAAGAACCCCAUCCGGAGGGCCUGCAUAAGCAUCGUGGAAUGGAAACCAUUUGAAAUCAUUAUUUUACUGACUAUUUUUGCCAAUUGUGUGGCCUUAGCGAUCUACAUUCCCUUUCCAGAAGAUGACUCCAACGCCACCAAUUCCAACCUGGAACGAGUGGAAUAUCUCUUUCUCAUCAUUUUUACUGUGGAAGCAUUUUUAAAAGUAAUAGCCUAUGGACUUCUCUUUCACCCCAAUGCUUACCUCCGCAACGGUUGGAAUUUACUCGAUUUUAUAAUUGUGGUUGUAGGGCUUUUUAGUGCAAUUUUAGAACAAGCAACCAAAGCUGACGGGGCCAAUGCCCUAGGAGGGAAGGGGGCUGGAUUUGACGUGAAGGCGCUGAGGGCCUUCCGCGUGCUGCGCCCCCUGCGGCUGGUGUCUGGAGUCCCGAGUCUCCAGGUGGUUCUGAAUUCCAUCAUCAAGGCCAUGGUCCCCCUGCUGCAUAUCGCCCUUCUCGUGCUGUUUGUCAUCAUCAUCUACGCUAUCAUCGGCCUGGAGCUCUUCAUGGGGAAGAUGCACAAGACCUGCUACAACCAGGAGGGCAUAGCAGAUGUUCCGGCAGAAGAUGAUCCUUCCCCCUGUGCCCUGGAGACAGGCCACGGGAGGCAGUGCCAGAACGGCACUGUGUGCAAGCCCGGCUGGGACGGGCCCAAGCACGGCAUCACCAACUUUGACAAUUUUGCCUUCGCCAUGUUGACGGUGUUCCAGUGCAUCACCAUGGAGGGCUGGACAGACGUGCUGUACUGGAUGCAGGACGCUAUGGGCUAUGAGUUACCCUGGGUGUAUUUUGUCAGUCUGGUCAUCUUUGGAUCCUUUUUCGUUCUAAAUCUGGUUCUCGGUGUGUUGAGCGGAGAGUUUUCCAAAGAGAGGGAGAAGGCCAAGGCUCGGGGAGAUUUCCAAAAGCUGCGAGAGAAGCAGCAGCUGGAAGAGGACCUGAAAGGCUACCUGGACUGGAUCACUCAGGCAGAAGACAUCGACCCCGAGAACGAGGACGAAGGCGUGGAUGAGGAGAAACCCCGAAACAGAGGCGCUCCAGCGGGCUUGCUUGAUCAGAAGAAAGGGAAGUUUUCUUGGUUUAGUCACUCCACAGAAACCCAUGUGAGCAUGCCCACAAGUGAGACGGAGUCUGUCAACACUGAGAACGUGGCUGGAGGAGACAUCGAGGGAGAAAACUGUGGGGCCAGGCUGGCCCACCGGAUCUCCAAGUCAAAGUUCAGCCGCUACUGGCGCCGGUGGAAUCGGUUCUGCAGAAGGAAGUGCCGCGCCGCCGUCAAGUCCAAUGUCUUCUACUGGCUGGUGAUUUUCCUGGUGUUCCUCAACACGCUCACCAUUGCCUCAGAGCACUACAACCAGCCCCACUGGCUCACAGAAGUCCAAGACACGGCCAACAAGGCGCUCCUGGCCCUCUUCACUGCAGAGAUGCUGCUGAAGAUGUACAGCCUGGGCCUGCAGGCCUACUUCGUGUCCCUCUUCAACCGCUUCGAUUGCUUCAUCGUGUGCGGGGGCAUCCUGGAGACCAUCCUGGUGGAGACCAAGAUCAUGUCUCCCCUGGGCAUCUCUGUGCUGAGAUGUGUCCGGCUACUGAGGAUAUUUAAAAUCACAAGGUACUGGAACUCCCUAAGCAACCUGGUGGCAUCCUUGCUGAACUCCGUGCGCUCCAUUGCCUCCCUGCUGCUACUGCUCUUCCUCUUCAUCAUCAUCUUCUCCCUCUUGGGGAUGCAGCUCUUUGGAGGGAAGUUCAACUUUGACGAGAUGCAGACCCGGAGGAGCACGUUUGAUAACUUUCCCCAGUCCCUCCUCACUGUGUUUCAGAUCCUGACCGGGGAGGACUGGAAUUCGGUGAUGUAUGAUGGGAUCAUGGCUUAUGGCGGCCCCUCUUUUCCAGGGAUGUUAGUCUGUAUUUACUUCAUCAUCCUCUUCAUCUGUGGAAAUUAUAUCCUACUGAAUGUGUUCUUGGCCAUUGCCGUGGACAACCUGGCUGAUGCUGAGAGCCUCACAUCUGCCCAAAAGGAGGAAGAAGAAGAGAAGGAGAGAAAGAAGCUGGCCAGGACUGCCAGUCCAGAGAAGAAACCAGAGGUGGUGGAGAAGCCGGCCGUAGAAGAGGCCAAGGAGGAGAAAAUCGAGCUGAAAUCCAUUACAGCUGAUGGAGAGUCCCCGCCCACCACCAAGAUCCACAUGGAUGACCUUCAGCCCAAUGAACAUGAGGAUAAGAGUGCCUACCCCAACCCAGAAACUACAGGAGAAGAGGAUGAGGAGGAGCCCGAGAUGCCUGUGGGCCCUCGCCCACGACCACUCUCUGAGCUGCACCUUAAGGAAAAGGCAGUGCCCAUGCCAGAAGCCAGUGCAUUUUUCAUCUUCAGCCCCAACAACAGAUUUCGCCUCCAGUGCCACCGCAUUGUCAACGACACGAUCUUCACCAACCUGAUCCUCUUCUUCAUUCUGCUCAGCAGCAUUUCCCUGGCUGCUGAGGACCCCGUCCAGCACACCUCCUUCAGAAACCAUAUUCUGUUUUAUUUUGAUAUUGUUUUUACUACCAUUUUCACCAUUGAAAUUGCUCUGAAGAUCCUAGGCAAUGCAGACUAUGUCUUCACUAGUAUCUUUACAUUAGAAAUUAUCCUUAAGAUGACUGCUUACGGGGCUUUCUUGCACAAAGGCUCGUUUUGCCGGAACUACUUCAACAUUUUGGACCUGCUAGUGGUCAGCGUGUCCCUCAUCUCCUUUGGCAUCCAGUCCAGUGCAAUCAACGUUGUAAAGAUCUUGCGAGUUCUGCGCGUGCUCAGGCCCCUGAGGGCCAUCAACAGAGCCAAGGGACUGAAGCACGUGGUUCAGUGUGUGUUCGUCGCCAUCCGGACCAUCGGCAACAUUGUGAUUGUCACCACACUGCUUCAGUUCAUGUUCGCCUGCAUCGGGGUCCAGCUCUUCAAGGGAAAGCUGUACACCUGUUCAGAUAGUUCCAAGCAGACCGAGGCAGAAUGCAAGGGUAACUACAUCACAUACAAGGACGGGGAGGUUGACCACCCCAUCAUCCAGCCCCGCAGCUGGGAGAACAGCAAGUUUGACUUUGACAAUGUUCUGGCGGCCAUGAUGGCCCUCUUCACUGUCUCCACCUUUGAGGGGUGGCCAGAGCUGCUGUACCGCUCCAUCGACUCCCACACAGAAGACAAAGGCCCCAUCUACAACUACCGCGUGGAGAUCUCCAUCUUCUUCAUCAUCUACAUCAUCAUCAUCGCCUUCUUCAUGAUGAACAUCUUCGUGGGUUUCGUCAUCGUCACCUUCCAGGAGCAGGGAGAGCAGGAGUACAAGAACUGUGAGCUGGACAAGAACCAGCGACAGUGCGUGGAGUAUGCCCUCAAGGCCCGGCCCCUGAGGAGGUACAUCCCCAAGAACCAGCACCAGUACAAAGUGUGGUACGUGGUCAACUCCACCUACUUUGAGUACCUGAUGUUUGUCCUCAUCCUGCUCAACACCAUCUGCUUGGCCAUGCAGCACUACGGGCAGAGCUGCCUGUUCAAAAUCGCCAUGAACAUCCUCAACAUGCUCUUCACUGGCCUCUUCACUGUGGAGAUGAUUCUGAAGCUCAUUGCCUUCAAACCCAAGGGUUACUUUAGUGAUCCCUGGAAUGUUUUUGACUUCCUCAUCGUAAUUGGCAGCAUAAUUGACGUCAUUCUCAGUGAAACUAAUCACUAUUUCUGUGAUGCAUGGAAUACAUUUGACGCCUUGAUUGUUGUGGGUAGCAUUGUUGAUAUAGCAAUCACCGAGGUAAACCCAGCUGAACAUACCCAAUGCUCUCCCUUUAUGAACGCAGAGGAGAACUCCCGCAUCUCCAUCACCUUCUUCCGCCUCUUCCGGGUCAUGCGCCUGGUCAAGCUGCUGAGCCGCGGGGAGGGCAUCCGGACCCUGCUCUGGACCUUCAUCAAGUCCUUCCAGGCCCUGCCGUACGUGGCCCUUCUGAUAGUGAUGCUGUUUUUCAUCUACGCCGUGAUCGGGAUGCAGGUGUUUGGGAAAAUUGCCCUGAAUGACACCACAGAGAUCAACCGGAACAACAACUUUCAGACUUUUCCCCAAGCUGUGCUGCUCCUCUUCAGGUGUGCCACCGGGGAGGCGUGGCAGGACAUCAUGCUGGCCUGCAUGCCAGGGAAGAAGUGCGCCCCGGAGUCGGAGCCCAACAACAGCACGGAAGGGGAGACGCCCUGUGGCAGCAGCUUCGCCGUCUUCUACUUCAUCAGUUUCUACAUGCUCUGUGCCUUCCUGAUCAUCAACCUCUUUGUAGCAGUCAUCAUGGACAACUUUGACUACCUGACAAGGGACUGGUCAAUCCUUGGUCCCCACCAUCUGGACGAAUUUAAAAGAAUCUGGGCAGAGUAUGACCCUGAGGCCAAGGGCCGCAUCAAACACCUAGAUGUGGUGACCCUGCUCCGGCGGAUUCAGCCCCCACUGGGUUUCGGGAAACUGUGCCCUCACCGUGUGGCUUGCAAACGCCUGGUCUCCAUGAACAUGCCUCUGAACAGUGAUGGGACAGUCAUGUUCAAUGCCACCCUGUUUGCUUUGGUCCGGACAGCCCUGAGGAUCAAAACAGAAGGGAACCUGGAACAAGCCAAUGAGGAGUUGCGGGCCAUAAUCAAGAAGAUCUGGAAACGGACUAGCAUGAAGCUGCUGGACCAGGUGGUCCCCCCUGCGGGUGAUGAUGAGGUCACGGUUGGCAAGUUUUACGCUACUUUCCUGAUCCAAGAGUACUUCCGGAAAUUCAAGAAGCGCAAAGAGCAGGGCCUUGUGGGCAAGCCCUCCCAGCGGAACGCCUUGUCCCUGCAGGCUGGCUUGCGCACGCUGCACGACAUCGGGCCCGAGAUCCGACGCGCCAUCUCUGGAGAUCUGACAGCUGAGGAGGAGCUGGACAAAGCCAUGAAGGAGGCUGUGUCUGCUGCCUCUGAAGACGACAUCUUCAGGAGAGCUGGUGGCCUGUUCGGCAACCAUGUCAGCUACUACCAAAGCGACAGCCGGAGCACCUUCCCCCAGACCUUCACCACCCAGCGUCCGCUGCACAUCAACAAACCGGGCAACAGCCAGGGUGACACCGAAUCACCUUCCCACGAGAAACUGGUGGACUCCACCUUCACCCCCAGCAGCUACUCAUCCACUGGCUCCAAUGCCAACAUCAACAACGCCAACAACACUGCCCUGGGCCGCUCUCCCCGCCCCACCGGCUACCCCGGCGCAGUCAGCACCGUGGAGGGCCGCGGCCCCCCCCUGUCUCCUGCUGUCCGGGUGCAGGAGGCAGCGUGGAAGCUCAGCUCCAAGAGGUGCCACUCCCGGGACAGCCAGAUAGCCAUGGUGUGUCAAGAGGAGGUCUCUCAGGGUGAGACCUAUGACGUGAAGAUGAGUGAAGAUGGCGAGUACUGCAGUGAGCCCAGCCUGCUCCCCACAGAGAUGCUCUCCUAUCAAGAUGAUGAAAACCGACAAUUGACACCCCCUGGGGAGAACAAGAGGGACAUCCGGCAAUCUCCAAAGAGGGGUUUCCUCCGCUCUGCCUCCCUAGGUCGAAGGGCCUCCUUACACCUGGAGUGUCUGAAGCGACAGAAGAAUCAAGGGGGAGACAUCUCUCAGAAGACAGUCCUGCCCUUGCAUCUGGUUCAUCAUCAGGCAUUGGCAGUGGCAGGCCUGAGCCCCCUCCUCCAGAGAAGCCAUUCCCCCACCACGUUCCCCAGGCCAUGUGCCACUCCCCCUGCCACGCCCAGCAGCCGAGGCUGGCCCCCGAAGCCCAUCCCCACGCUGCGGCUGGAAGGAGCCGAGUCCAGUGAGAAACUCAACAGCAGCUUCCCAUCCAUCCACUGCAGCUCCUGGUCUGGGGAACCCACGCCCUGUGGCGGGGGCAGCAGCGCCACCCGGAGAGCCCGGCCUGUGUCCCUCACGGUGCCCAGCCAGGCCGGGGCCUGGGGUAGGCCGUUCCACGGCAGUGCCAGCAGUCUGGUGGAAGCGGUCUUGAUUUCGGAAGGACUGGGGCAGUUUGCUCAAGAUCCCAAGUUCAUCGAGGUCACAACCCAGGAGCUGGCGGAUGCCUGCGACAUGACCAUAGAGGAGAUGGAAAGCGCUGCUGACAACAUCCUCAGUGGGGGCACCCAGCAGAGCCCCAACGGCACCCUCUUACCUUUUGUGAACUGCAGGGACCCGGGGCCGGACAGAGCAGGGGCCGCGGAGGACGAGCCCUGUGGGCCGGCCCAGGAGUGUCGGAGGAGCGAAGAGGAGCUGCAGGACCGCAGAGCCUACGUCAGCAGCCCGUAGUGGCGGGGCUGGGAGAUGCUGGGUUUUUUAUCUGUUUCAAUGUUCCUAAAGGGUUCGUUUCAGAAGUGCCUCACUGUUCUCGUGACCUGGAGUUAACCGGAACAGCGUCUUCAUUCAUUUCGUUGGGACAAGACGCAGAGUUGGGUGGUGUGGAGAGUCAGCUUUUCGGGGGGAAGAAAAGCAGCAACCCCAGUUUGUGUCCGCGGAGGCAGAGUGAUGAGGAGGUGGAAGGGUCAGGGAGGGAACAGGAGAAGCCCUCCCAUUGUAUUUCAGGCCCUGUGCCAGGAACCAGCAGUCGCCUUGGGCACAAAAGGGACCCUCAGCUUCCUGCGGUAGCCCUCACCGAAAGGACCUUUGUCAAACGGGUGUCUUUCAACUUUGCUUGUAAAAAAAAUCAUUUUGCACAUAUUCUGUACAAGCCUCACUGUCCCCAUAGAGCCAGGGCCCUGUAGUUUGCAGAAGGGAGCGGGCAUGACUUCCCGAGGACCCAGCCCGACCCCAAGAGGGAGGAGGAAGCAGGAAAGGGGGGGU